Messenger RNA from Camellia sinensis, 1134 nucleotides. The record is from RefSeq and is a predicted model, not a curated record. NCBI's taxonomy places the organism in Eukaryota, Viridiplantae, Streptophyta, Magnoliopsida, Ericales, Theaceae.
AUGGCUGGAAUUUCCAACAACACAAGUCACACAAGUACUGAUUUGUAUAUCACACAGAAGAAAGUUGCGGAUGAAUGUGGAUGUUUGCCGAUUGCUAUUGUUACAGUUGCGAGGGCACUCAAAGGUAAAGAUGAGCAGUCAUGGAAUUCAGCCCUUCUACAGUUACGUAAGUCCAUGGUAAAAAACAUCAGGGAAGUAGAAGAAAUUGUGUUUAAAUCUCUGGAGUUGAGUUACAACUUCUUAGGAAGUAGAGAAAUUAAGGAAUGCUUUUUGCUCUGCUCUUUAUAUGCUGAAGAUUUUAAUAUUCCAAUUGAAGAUCUCGUUAGAUAUGGAGUUGGAAUAGAGAUGUUUGAGGCCAUUGAUAGUGUCAAGGAAGCAAGAGACAGAGUACAUGCCUUUGUCGAUGACUUAAAAAAAGGCUAUCUCUUGAUGGAUAGUGAGCAAGAAGGUUGUGUUAAAAUCCAUGAUGUAGUUCGUGAUGUUGCUAUAUCAAUAGCAUCUAGGGAGGAGCAUUCAUUUAUGGUAAGAUGUGACGAAGCAUUGAAAGAAUGGCCGGAGAAAGAACGACACAAAAAUUACUCUGUAAUUUCAUUGCAAUGCACUGGUAUGAGCAAGCUGCCUGAUAAUCUAGAAUUUCCAAAACUCCAUCUUUUACGGCUAGAGGACAAUUAUGGGUACAAUUAUGCAUCAGAACUACCAAAUCUCCCAGAUAGUUUCUACGGAGGGAUGAAGGAACUCAAAGCUUUAAGCAUGUUGAAUGUGUACAUAGAAGGAUCACUGCCGACAUCCCUGCGAUGGUUGACCAACCUCCGAAGCUUGUCACUAUACAAAUGCGGACUCAUCAAUGAUGUAUCUGUAAUAGGAGCGUUAGAGAAUCUAGAAAUUUUGAGUUUCGUGGGCACCGAAAUAGAGGAGUUGCCAAAAGAAAUAGGUCGGCUUAGUCACUUGAAGCUACUAGAUUUGUUGCGAUGUGGUGUGGAAAGGAUUUGCCCAGGUGUUCUGUUGAGCUUAUCAAAACUAGAAGAGUUGUAUCUUGGGUCUGGCUUUAAUGAUGAAAACAGGAUAGAAGAAGCUAAAGCGACUUUCACUGAGCUGUGUGGGUUGUCUAAUUUUACAACUUUGAUAUUUAUCUAG